Trichosporon asahii var. asahii CBS 2479 is the source of this 1506-nucleotide messenger RNA. RefSeq lists its product as uncharacterized. The record is from RefSeq and is a predicted model, not a curated record. Gene Ontology annotation, molecular function: protein binding. Bases 1 to 1506 code for a protein of 501 amino acids. The transcript has 5 exons. NCBI's taxonomy places the organism in Eukaryota, Fungi, Basidiomycota, Tremellomycetes, Trichosporonales, Trichosporonaceae.
AUGCCCGAUAUCAAACUACGGAAUCAGCCGUUCGACCUCGUCUUCCACCCGAGCGAGCCGGUCGUUUACGGUUCGCUGCUGACCGGAGAGGUCAAGGCCUGGAAGUAUGACGACGUGACCGGCGAGACGACCAAGCUGUGGAGCGUGCGACCGACAAAGAAGACUGCGCGAGCGCUGGCAGUCGAGGAGGACGGAAAGGCGAUGUGGAUGGGAGGGAAGAGCGGCGUGUUAUGUGGGGAAAGGAACGUCGAGGUGGAAGGCAGCAUGGGUCUUAUAUCAAACGAGGAGGGCACCCGGUUCAACUGCAGCCCACGAUGCUCCCGACCUAUGGGCGGCACCCAUGCGUGGUCAUGCGUGCAGCAGAAGGGGCGGAAGGUGCAAGACGUGAGGAGUGACCGGAAGGGCAAGGAGGACAGACGGGCAGGAGGAAGGGGCAAGAGGGACGGCGACAGGCAGUGGGCUGUGGGCUGGGCUGCGGGCGUUGGGCGAGGUGCAGUGCAUCUGCGUCCUUUCGCUGUGCCGCGGUGUUGUGUGCGAAGCAUUGGAGUGUCCUGCGAUCCUGCAUUUGUGCAUGCCUUGAUUACCUGCGUCCUGCGUACCUGCGUGCGUCUGCGUCGAGGAACUAAGGGGAGGGGGGGGGAGCAGCGGCUCAGGCCCGCGCCGCAUCCUCACACCCCUCUGGGUCUUGGCUGGAUUCAAUCGGCCCUUUGGGAUCGUGUGCAUCGUGUGUGGCCUGGAAAGAGACCCAGUGACUGGCACGACCCCGUGGCCCGUGGCUUUGAUACAGACCCCGCUGAUCUUACUGGUUUCCUGGUGCUAACGUUCAGCCGAAUGGACGCCACCAUGGGCACAGUCCUGCGCGAGCAUGAACAGGCACACGACUCCCCCGUCAACCGAAUCAUCUGCGUCAACGAGUCCUUGACCGCCUCAGGCGACGACGAGGGUGUCAUCAAGUUUUGGGACCCGCGGUCACCGGAAUGCGUGCGCGAGUACAGGCAGCACUUUGACUACAUCUCUGGCUUUUCCUACUUUGACGACAAGCGACAGCUCGUGACGACGUCCGGCGAUGGUUUCCUGUCGGUGAUCGACAUCCGGUCAAAGAAGAAGGAGCCGCUGCACAUGUCGGACGACCAGGAGGACGAGCUGCUGUCGAUCUGCCAGAUCAAGGGCGGGCAGCGCUUCGUCGUCGGCAGCGGUCUUGGCACCGUCAGCGUGUGGGACCGCAAGAUGGGCUUUGGCGACAGCGUUGACCGCAUCGUCGGGCACCCGGCGAGUGUCGACGCCGUCGUCGCGCUCACUGACGACAUCAUCGCCACUGGCUCAGAGGACGGCAUGGUCCGCGUCAUCCAGAUCCAGCCUAACAGUUUCCGUAAGCUACGCCUUGCCUUCACAUCAGCUGACAUGCACGAUGCGCCCCGUCAGAAGAAGAACAAGAAGAACCCCAUGGGCGACUUUGGCCGUUCCGCGCGCAAUGACGACAACGCGGGCUUCUUCGAUGACCUCUAG